AUGGCCGUCGACGGCGACCUCGCCGCCUUCCGCAGGCAAGUCGCCCUCGCCUCCGACCUGGACUUCGCGUUCCAACUCCAGCCCUCAGAGGCCAUCGAAGCCUCGCUCCGCGUCCGUACUACUCCGAAUCGACCCUCUCCCAGCGCCGCCGCCACCGCCUAUCAACCCGCCCCCGCGCACUGGUCCUCCGAAGCAGCAUUCGCCGCACUCGCGCGCCAGGAGAAGAACCGCCGCGAGGCCCAGGCCUUCCGCGCCGCCCACGCCCAGGCAAACACCUCCGCUCGCGUGGCCUCCCGUGGCGCCCUCUUGGCGCGCGAGCUCGCCGACACCACUCCAGACGGCCGAUGGGCCCACGGCGGGGACCUCUUUGAGCGACCACAUGACCUAAAUCGCCCCCCUCUCUUCCGCGUCUUCUACAAGGGUUUGUCGAGCAAGGAGGGCAUGGAGUCGUGGUCCUCGGUGCUCGCUGUGGCCGUGUACGAUCCCCGGGGGAAGGUGGUGGGCACCAUACAGAAGCCCGUCGAAGGGUUUGCUGGCGGACGCAUGGAGCUCGAGGUGUUAGCGCUCAAGGAAGGCAUCAUCGCUGCGCUCAAGCUGGGGAUCAGAAGCAUCAACAUUGUCUCCGACUUCAAGCCGCUCCACAACUAUAUGCUCGGAACUUGGCGUCCCACAAAGAACAAGAGUGAAGAUAUGGUAAAUGAGGCUCUGUCACUAAUGAGGAAAUUCGAGCAAUGUGAAUUCUCACUUGUCCCACGAGGCCAAGCUGGUUAUGCAACAAAAUUAGCAACAGAUUUGAUAACCAACAAGAGCGAGAGCUGCACCAUCUGCUUGGGAAACACUGAUGUCUCUAAGAUUCACGCAGUUGAAGGUUGUGGGCAUCGGUUUUGCUUCUCCUGCAUGAAAGAGCAUGUGAAAGUUAAGCUCCUUAAUGGAAUGCUCCCUGCUUGUCCACAGGAUGGCUGCACUACCAAGUUAACUGUGAAGGGUUCAAAGAUAUUUCUGUCGCCCCAACUGUUGGAGAUCAUGGUGCAACGUAUCAGGGAAGGACAAAUCCCUGCUGCUCAGAAGAUUUAUUGCCCAUAUUCCAGGUGCUCAGCCUUAAUGUCCUUGAGCGAAGUGAUACACCCAUUGCAAGAAUCUUCCUCAAUGUACACUGUCGUUGGAGCUGCCACAUUGAGAAAGUGUGUCAAAUGCAGAGGCUCGUUCUGCAUCAGCUGCAAGGUUCCAUGGCAUGAUAGGAUAAGUUGCUACGACUACAAGAGAAGGUACCCUCAUGCUCAUCCAGAAGACACUAAGCUACAGAAGCUUGCACGAAAGCGGUUGUGGCGCCAGUGUGUCCAAUGCAACCACAUGAUUGAACUUGCAGAGGGUUGCUACCAUAUGACUUGUGUGUGCAGCUGCCAGUUUUGCUACACCUGUGGGAAAGAAUGGAAGAACAAUAAGGCGAGUUGCUCCUGCCGUCAGCACCAACGAGGAUUGAUGAGACAUCCUAUUGCCGAAAGUGCGCUGGUGCACCAAAUCUCCUCUGCAUCCUAUUAUGCUAUCUUUGUGCGGCCGGUGGUCGCCGCCGAGGUUGCGCGCCUGCUCUACGACACGUUCGACCUACAAGCCAACGACUUCUCCGUCCACCUCCACCAACCCGAAGACUUCCUCAUCAUCUUCGGGUCGCAGCACAACCGCAACAGGAUCUCCAGCGACCACUUCCUCAGCUGCACCGACUUCUCGCUCAACCUACGCCAAUAG
This is a messenger RNA of Lolium rigidum, 1743 nucleotides long. Its product is annotated as E3 ubiquitin-protein ligase RSL1-like. Gene Ontology annotation, molecular function: RNA-DNA hybrid ribonuclease activity; ubiquitin protein ligase activity; ubiquitin conjugating enzyme binding. Gene Ontology annotation, cellular component: ubiquitin ligase complex; cytoplasm. The transcript has 5 exons. The record is from RefSeq and is a predicted model, not a curated record. Gene Ontology annotation, biological process: positive regulation of proteasomal ubiquitin-dependent protein catabolic process; protein polyubiquitination; ubiquitin-dependent protein catabolic process. The coding region runs from base 1 to 1743 and encodes 580 amino acids. NCBI's taxonomy places the organism in Eukaryota, Viridiplantae, Streptophyta, Magnoliopsida, Poales, Poaceae.